Symsagittifera roscoffensis is the source of this 1270-nucleotide messenger RNA. Its product is annotated as tRNA (cytosine(38)-C(5))-methyltransferase-like. Lineage: Eukaryota; Metazoa; Xenacoelomorpha; Acoela; Convolutidae. Bases 100 to 1101 code for a protein of 333 amino acids. The record is from RefSeq and is a predicted model, not a curated record. Gene Ontology annotation, molecular function: methyltransferase activity. The transcript is spliced from 3 exons.
ACCUGCGCACGAAGCGAGAAGGGUUGUUUCCUGCUUAUAAAGUGGAAGAAAGAUUCGAAACUUAUAAAGAUAUACUCAGAUAGUGUUCUUGUAUGAGUAAUGGCAGAAGUAAUCAAUGUUUUGGAGCUUUUCUCGGGUGUUGGUGGAUACCAUUGUGCCUUGAAUGAAUUAUCUAAAGACAGCGUAAAAUACAGCUUUAAUGUAAAAGCAGCAGUUGAUAUAAAUGAAGCAGCUAACACAGUUUACAAACAUAACUUCCAGAAUACGCCUUUAAUAACAAAAGCAAUUGAAACUGUGUCGGAAAAGUUUUUGAGAGAUUUGAAUACCGAUUUGGUUGUCAUGAGUCCGCCUUGUCAGCCUUUUACAAGACAGGGUCACAAGAAAGAUGUUGAUGAUCAAAGAUGCAAUGGAUUACAGUCAGUGAUCAGUUACUUAGAACGAGGAAUUUUGAAACCAAAUUGGAUUUUGCUAGAAAAUGUGAAAGGGUUUGACGAAAGUGAGGCAUUUGAAAAUUAUGUGAAGUGUCUGGACUUUUGCGGUUACCAACAUCGCGUCGAGUUCCUGAGUCCAAUCGAUUUUGGAAUCCCCAACGCUCGAUUGAGGUGUUACGUUUUGGCGUCAAAAAGUUCAAAACGCAUCCAACCGCUCAGCUCAAAAAUGAAGUUUCAAACUUUAAAUGAUUGUUCUCUGGGCUCUUAUCUCUUGCCAACAGAAAGUGUUCCUGAAGAGUAUUAUUUGAAGAAUGAAACUGCUCUCAAGUAUUUACCAGUGAUGGACGUUGUCGCUAAAGACUCAACGCAUUGCAUGUGUUUCACAAAAAGCUACGGAAGAUAUUAUGAAGGAACGGGAAGUUUGGUUUUGGAGUCGAAUUCGGAAAUUUCACAAACAAGUUUAACAUCAACAGAGCUGAAAAAAUAUGUGACAAGCUGUAAUGCGAAGUUGAGACGUUUUACAGAAAGCGAAGUUCUGCAAUUGCAUUGUUAUCCGAGCUGGUUCGAGUUUCCAGAUUCAAUUACGAUGAAGCAGAGGUAUAAGUUAUUGGGAAAUGGUCUUAACGUGCUGGUUGUGAAAGAGCUCCUUCUUCACCUAUUCGGAAGCUGACUUUGAGGCAACUCGGUUUUGUUGAAAAGAUUGUUAUUUGCUCAUUAGAAGUGGUCAGAGAAUAGUUGAUCGAAAAAGAAUAAAACCUGAAACUUAAAUCAAACUGAUUCACUUUUGCGCUUGGUUCUAUGUUAGAGUCUAAACAAUAAAUUGCUUAAUGUUUGUUUUC